Messenger RNA from Podarcis muralis (Common wall lizard), 5624 nucleotides. Lineage: Eukaryota; Metazoa; Chordata; Lepidosauria; Squamata; Lacertidae. The record is from RefSeq and is a predicted model, not a curated record.
CACCCCAAUUCCUGGCAACCGAUCUCGCUCGCCUUGCCUCCUGCCCAUUCAUCAGCCGCUCCUUGCCCCCUGGCGCUCCUUCUUUAUUCAGAUCCGCCGAGGGGAGCGCCGGGGCAGAGGCGAAAGGGUGGUCGCCGUCGUCGCUCUUUGCGCGCGCUCUCCCCGCCUGUCUCUCUCAGCGAAUCCAGAUGUGCCAGCUGCGGAGCCCAAGUCCUCCUCGGGAAGGGAGCCUCGGUUAAAGCUGCUCUCCUCCACCCACCCCAACGGCAGAGAAAGUGUGGGGGGCGAAAGGCAAGAGAGAGACAGACAGACAGACAGACAGAGAGAGAGACUGGGUGGUGGUGGUGGGGAACCCACACAAUCCCAAGGAGGAGAAAGAAAAGGAGCUCAGGAGCUACAGGAGCGCGCGGAGAGGAAGCACCUCGGAAGAGAGCAAAGGUGGUGAUCCCAGGUGUGUGGCAGGAGCCUCUCUCCGCAACUUCCCUGUUUAAAAGAGGGACACACGGUUACCUUUGUCUGCCUUCCGAGAUCAACCUAGCUCUCUACCGUUUCAAAACCAAAUCCAACUCUAAACCAAAACGGUUUUGGGUUGGAGGGAGGGUUUUAGGGGGGGAGUGGGGGAGAAGCCCACAGGAAUGGAGGUAGCCACGGACCAGCCGCGCUGGAUGGCCCAUCACGCCGUACUGAACGGGCAGCACCCGGAGACCCAUCACCCGGGACUGGCUCAUAACUAUAUGGAACCAGCGCAGCUCCUACCUCCGGACGAAGUGGAUGUCUUCUUCAAUCAUCUGGACUCCCAAGGCAACCCGUACUAUGCCAACUCGGCCCAUGCCAGAGCCAGAGUUUCCUACAGCCAGGCGCACGCCCGCCUCACCGGGAGCCAAAUGUGCCGGCCUCACUUGCUCCACAGCCCCGGCCUGCCCUGGCUGGACAGCAGCAAAGCGGCUCUGUCGGCGGCGCACCAUCACAACCCGUGGACGGUGAACCCUUUCACCAAGGGGCCCUUGCACCCUUCGGCGGCCGGCGCGCCGCCCGGCGCCAUCUCGGUGUACCCCGGCGGCGGCAGCUCGGCGUCGAGCGCGGCCUCCGCCUCGUCGCUCACGCCGGCCUCGCACUCGGGCUCGCACCUCUUCGGCUUCCCGCCCACGCCGCCCAAGGAAGUCUCCCCGGACCCCAACGCCGGCAGCAGCGCCGCCUCGCCCGCCUCGGCCUCGGCCGGCCGGCAAGACGACAAGGAGCCGCUCAAGUACCAGGUGUCCCUGGCCGACGGCAUGAAGAUGGAGAGCGCCAGCCCGCUGCGCAGCAGCCUCGCCGCCUCCAUGGGCGCGCAGCCCUCCACGCACCACCCCAUCCCCACCUACCCUUCCUACGUGCCCGCCGCCCACGACUACGGCGGCAGCCUCUUCCACCCGGGGAGCUUCCUCGGGGGGCCCGCCUCCAGCUUCACCCCCAAGCAGAGGAGCAAAGCCCGGUCCUGCUCAGAAAGAAAUCCGGUUUCUUCGUGUUUCCAUUUAGAAGGCAGAGAGUGUGUCAACUGUGGAGCUACUGCCACCCCUCUCUGGAGAAGAGACGGUACUGGGCAUUACCUGUGUAACGCCUGUGGGCUCUACCACAAAAUGAACGGUCAAAACCGACCUCUCAUUAAACCUAAACGGAGACUGUCAGCAGCUAGGAGAGCAGGAACUUGUUGUGCCAACUGCCAAACAACCACCACCACCUUAUGGCGACGUAAUGCGAAUGGGGACCCAGUGUGCAAUGCCUGUGGACUGUACUAUAAAUUGCACAAUGUGAACAGGCCUUUGACUAUGAAGAAGGAAGGAAUUCAGACCAGAAAUAGGAAAAUGUCUAACAAGUCGAAGAAGAGCAAGAAAGGCUCUGAAUGCUUUGAGGAACUUUCCAAGUGCAUGCAGGAGAAAUCUUCUCCAUUCAGUGCUGCUGCCCUUGCCAGUCACAUGACACCGAUGGGGCAUUUGCCACCUUUCAGCCACUCUGGACAUAUCCUGCCAACGCCUACCCCCAUUCACCCAUCUUCCAGCAUCUCAUUUGGACAUCCACAUCCAUCCAGCAUGGUCACAGCCAUGGGAUAGAAUCUGAAGAUCCUAACAGAGAACUUGAAAACACUGGGCUUUGCCUAUAAGACGACAGCAAGGGAAAAAAUCUGCCCAGAGGAGAGAAUGUAGGGAAGGAAGAGGAACGAAAGGGGAUCUCAUUCCAGUGUGGUUCGACUCCUAGCGCUAGACUAAAACUUUGCAGUGAUGGGUCUUCUGCAGAAAUGCUUAAUGGUGCCUGUUAUGCACUUUGCCCCCUCAGGUAAAUGGAGAAAGAGGAACUCACCUGUCUGAAAUGAUACCUUCUGGUCCCAGCAGAAAGAAAAGGUGGCUGAAGCAGUCGAAGAAGCUGGAGCCAGCUUUCCUUUCUCUUUGUUAAUUACUGUGAAUAUUGUAAAGAGAUUAGCAGCCUCCCAAGGCAAGAGGAAGCUCAGUGGUAGCCGCCCAUGCUGGAUUUCUAUCACAGACUUUGUGUUCAGGGGAGGAAAAAUGGACAACUUUAUAAAAAAAAAUAAAUCUACUUUUUAAGAAAAGAAAUCAGAUACAGGAAAAAAAAUCAUUAUUUAUUUUGCUCUUGUGUUCCAGAAAGAGCUUCAAAACUCUUGCAUGUUCUUGUGGAUCUUAUUUUAUUUUUUUAUUUUGUUUAAAGAAACGUCCACCCAGGUAAAGUUUUUUUUAAAAAAAUCUUCUUCUUAUUGCUUUAAUGGCCACUCUUGAUUCUCUUCAUCGCUGUUAGACUUUUAAAAAAUCUACUAGGAAGGGGCUGUGUACGUGAAAGAGGGAGACAUUUGGCGCUGACCUAGGUUCCAACAGCCUCAAGGUGCAGAUUAUUUUGACAUAAUUUCUGUAUUCAUUUUUGUCAAUGUGAAGGUCUUUUGUUUAAAAGCGUGGCAUCCUACAAGAAGACCAAGAUACACUGGACAAAUGGCUAAAAGGUUUUUCCAUACCGAACAGUCCUGCAUUGGCCGGAGGGCUAAAAUGCACAAAAUCGGCAUUUCUUCCCCAUCAUACCUCUCUGAGCAUCUAGUUGGUUGUAGAAAGUGAUAACAGGUGUACUCGCAUCCCAGGCUGCCCUUCUCUCUUGCUCCUUCCCAACAGCAGGUCUGAACUGCAUCUCCUCCAGUCAUGGAUUGUGUUGUUUUAGAUAGAGCACACCAGUCCACUAAGUUCCAUGAUUUGCUCCAUCCGCCUAGCUUGGGGGUUGCCAACUUUUUUGGGAACCCAUGGGCACAUUCAGAAAAUGGGCACAACACACACACACACACACCACAGCCAAGCAUACAUUGCAAUCCAUUCUAUUGACCGCAAUAGAAUGCUUCUUUCAUUGUCUGACAUCAGCGGCAGGAGGGGACCCCUGGGCGCCAAGGGAGACUUCUGUGGGCACAUCUGUGCCUGCAGGCACUGCGUUGGCAAUCUGCGAUCUAACUCCACAACCUCUGUGCCCUAUCCGCUCUCAACCUCCCGGUCGGUGCAGGGCUGCCGCACUGUUUCUAUCACUCCUGUUAUCUGUGCCUUCUUUCCCUGUUCCCCCGUCUGCACAAAGACAUGCCAUUCACACCAAAAAGCCCUACUAACUCCUGGCACUAGGAGCCCCCAGAACCUAAAAACGUCCCUCAUCGAGGCACCACCUUUAUGCAUUGCUCUUGUUCAGUCUCCAGUCGCUCUGAUGGUUUUUGUGUAGAGUUCUUGUUUCAUACGAACCUAGGAAGCUGCCUUAUACCAAGUCAGAUGAUUGGUCAGUCUAGCUCAGUAUUACCUACAGAGACCGAUGGCAACAACUCUGCCAUCUUUCCCAGCCCCACCUUGAGGGUGGGGGGGGUGCCCUGUUUGUGCUGCAGCACAGGCAGUUUGGUAUAGUGAGCCACCCUAACACUGAUUCAGACCCUCCUUGUAUCCUGCUCAGUACAGUCUGCUGAGAUUGGAGGUAUGGCAGGUGGUCUCCCAGGUCUCGGGCAAGAGUGUUUCUUUUCUCAGAUGGUGAUGCCAGAUACUGAACCUUUGACACAUAAAACCCUGGAGCUGUAGCCCUUGCUUUAGUGGUCUGUGCCCCUGGAUCUAACACGCAACCCUUAAUUCAGGGCAAGGGAAAGAAAACCAUAUUAAGGAUCUGCUUUUGUUUUGUCUGUUUGAUUAGCAGACCUUGCCCAAGAUACUAAGAAAUGUUACGGUAGCUAAUUCCCUACUAGAUGUUUUAAAUAAUGCAUCCAGAGCUGGAGUUUGCCAUCUGUAGGCAUGCAUGUCACACAGCACCUUUCCUUGCUGUGAAACUGGUGAAGGGCGGAAAAUAGGUGAAGGUCUAUAAGGGAGAGUGGUGGAAGAGAGAGUCGUCCAGUAGUUCAGACAUAGCAACAGCUACUGAGUGAUGGGAAAGUGAUCUGCUACUGGGGAGCAUAGACGGGUAUGCUGGCCGUUUCCUAUAGCACAUAUAUGUUUGUUUGUUUUUUGUAAGGAAAAUCACAAAUGUUGAGAAACAGAAAAGAAGUUAUAUCCCAUUCUGAAACCAUAUUGUACGUAAACAACCGAAAAAUAAAGCUCUUGCCAGUGUGAAGUGUAUCCCUAAUUGUUAUGAUCUGAUGACUUACAUGAUCACAAGGUCCAGUAUAACAUAUGAUGUACAUAUUUAGCUAUAUUUCUGAUGAGAAAAAAGCCCCUGUGAGCAAAGGGGUUUGAUAAUGUAAACCGCAUAAGCUUAAUUCUGUGACGAGCUUUUUCUUGUUUGUUUUUUUAAUGGUUUUUUUUUAAUCAAGCCAAUUGUAUCUUAACUGCAAAAGUCUGCUUAAAACAAAAAACAAAGGUGUACGUUGGUUUUGGUUUCUCUUUCCUGCCCCCCCCCAAAUAUAUAAUUCAGCUAUUUUAUAAAGAACGAAGGACCAAGCAUCCAAAGUGAAAAGUUGCUUUCCUCCCUUUUCUGGUUGGUGUGGGCAUAUAUAGCUGCACUUUGUGAAGAAAUAGAAAUAAUCGCCAAAACAAAUGAAAGAGAAAUUCUGUCUGGGAGAAAUGGCAUCUUCAAUUGACAAAGUGGGAAAUUAAACUACCUUUUAUAUUUAAGGGAGGCGGAGGGCUUUAAAAAAAAUAAUGGUACAGUUAUACACGAUUUGUAACUCAAUUCAAAUUCUUUAGGGGUGGGAGUGGCUGGGUGAGAGCAUGAGAGGCUUCAUGACAUUGGGGGAGAAUAGCCGCCCAGUGCUGCUGCUGCUCCACAAUCUUCCUUUGUCUCUGUGGGGUGAGUCCUCGACAAGCCCCGCUUUGGUGAAUGGAGAUUGUGCAGCAGGAGUGCUUGCUGGGUAGGGUCCACACAGUCGACAAAGUGCAAUAUAUUGUCAGUCACUGCAGCGUAUAAGAACCGCAGUCAGGAUUUAAAUUAUUUUGUACUUGUAUCAGCAUAAAGAUUUGGCAGUAUUUUCUGUUUUGUUUUUUAAUUUUGGCUUAAUUUUUGGUUUAGUGAACUAAGUUAUUGUUAAUUAUGUACAACAUGUUUAUAUAUUGUCUGUAAAAAAAAGUGUAUGCUUCCCUCAUAUUCCUUCAAGGUGAAUACUGCUAAGAAUAAUAAUAAAAAAUACCCCCUUUUUUGUGAAA